UAUCUAAUUAACACAUGUUCAAGACUGCCAAUACUUUUUGUCUCUUCCGUCGCUCCAACAGGCAAGCCACGUCGUUACGCCUCGACGCCUCAGUGAGAGAUGACGGACACAGUGUCGGUCGACCAAUCCGGCAAAGAUGACUGGGCUGUGACUCGAUUGGGACACUCUCUUCAGUGGUUCGCACACCACCUUGGCUGCGCCGUGGCUCAGCCAGGCGGCCGUCGGGCUGGCCGUCCCGCUGACUGCACAACGCAGGCGCUGGGCUCUGAGGACUGUGGCUCACUUCCGAUGAUAAGGGUCGCGAAUCUCUCGGCUUUUUGUUCCUGAAUCGCCAAUUGCCACUCCAACUCGUUUCGUCCCCAGCAAUCAACACAUGAUGGCGUCGGACACAACCAACGUCGCCGAAGCCCCGAGGCGGAAAUGGACAGCAGCCUUCAGCAGGUCCGACAAGAAGCCGUCGCCCGCGCUGGUGCCAGUCUCCCACGAGACGCAGCUCCAACGCUACACCCCGCCGGGCGCGCUCGUGCGCAUCGGCAGCAGCAGCAGCAGCAGCCCCGACGACGCAGAAGACUCGCCAGCCAGCGCAACCUACACGCUCGUCGUCGCCAACCCGGAGCCAGCGGCAACCACCACCACCACCACCACCACCAUCACCACCGCCGCCGCCGCCGCCAGCACCCCAGCGGCCGCGCCCAACUUCCUCGAGUGGCAGCGCUUCGACGAAGCGAUCCUACCGCCGCGCAGCAACCCGCGCAAGUCGCGGCUGGAGCGCAUCUUCGCGCCGCUGGACAAGCUCAAGGCCGAGCUGCCGGGCGGCGUCAGCGUCGAGGGCUUUGGCGGGCUGGCCGAGGCCGUGCACAACGUCUUCCACACGGCCCAGCGCCUCGACUUCAUGCAGGCCGAGCGCACGCUGCACCUGCCGCAGCCGCUCCCCCACCCGCCGCUGCCGCGCCGCGAGCUCGAGCGCCUCGAGAACGAGCUGUUCGACCUCUCGCGCUACACCCCCGGCGGCGGACAGGGCGACUACCUCACCGCGCUGACGUGGGCCGAGGAGGGGCUCGCCGGCAGCAUCACGCUGUUCGCGGUGCAGUUUGAGGACGACGGUGACGAUGCUGCCCCCGUCGGCGUGCGGCCCGUCGGCGUGCGGCCCGUCGCCGCCAUGCGCGACGUGCCCGUGCCGGUCCUGGUGCAGAUGCGCACGCACGAGCGCGUGCGCCGCAAGGCCGUGUUCGUGCCCGCCGACGACGGCCGCGACGGUCGGCUCAAGUGGCGCGCGAACCCCAGCGAGGGACCCAACUAUGCUACGCUACCCCGUCGCCAGCGGGAUCGUAGCGCUAAUGCCGGCGGCGGCGACGGUGGCGAUGUCCUCGCGCCGCCGUCGCCGCUGCCGUCGCCCCCCGCGCGCCGCCCGUCGCUGUCGCCGUCGCCGCGCAGCCAGAACAGCAGCCACAGCCGCAGCCACAGCCGCAGCCGCACGCGGCUGGCAGACGGCGACGCGGUGCGCGCGACCAUCCCGCAGUUCGUGGCGCUGCUGCACGCGAGCCGCGCGAUCCUCGAGGACGUGCAGUCGGGGCGCGCCGAGGUGGUGGCGGCCGGUGCCGACAGCCAUGGGGAAGUGCUGACGGUGAAGCUGGCGCGGGCGCCGCGGCCCAACGCGCACGACGGCGACCUUGUGCACGUCGUCGUGCUGAUGCCGCAUGAUGCUGGCUGGACCGACGAGCCGUUCCUGUGGACCGACGGCGAUGGGCUGGCUGAGAUGCGCGCCCCGCGGUUCUGGGACUUGAUUGAGCGCGAGCCGGAGAGGCCGAGGCCGAGGUCGGGGUCGAGGCCCGGGUCGGGGUUGAGGUCCGGGUCGGGGCGUGCCAGCGGUGGGGGCAGUGGAAGGGCGAGUACGAGUGAUCGCGAGGUGGGCCGGACGAGGAGCCGGAGCCGGCACUCGCGCACGCGCUCUCCGACGCGGAGCCCGAGUCGACACCUCUCGCUGUUUUGAUUUCUACGUUAUUUUGGGACGUUGCUGGGUCAUUUGGAUGGAAU
Lasiosphaeria miniovina is the source of this 2034-nucleotide messenger RNA. RefSeq lists its product as uncharacterized. The transcript has a single exon. Lineage: Eukaryota; Fungi; Ascomycota; Sordariomycetes; Sordariales; Lasiosphaeriaceae. The record is from RefSeq and is a predicted model, not a curated record. Bases 374 to 1990 code for a protein of 538 amino acids.